Molecule: messenger RNA, 1753 nt
Organism: Microtus oregoni (creeping vole)
Lineage: Eukaryota; Metazoa; Chordata; Mammalia; Rodentia; Cricetidae
Product: probable E3 ubiquitin-protein ligase IRF2BPL
Biological process (GO): regulation of transcription by RNA polymerase II
Cellular component (GO): nucleus
Molecular function (GO): transcription corepressor activity
Source: RefSeq, a predicted model, not a curated record
UUACCAUUGCCACAGACGCUGCUUAAUGGCCCUGCCAGCGCUGCGGUGCUGCCUCCGCCCCACGGCUUGGGGAGCAGCAGAGGGCCCCCGACUCCAGCGCGCCUCCCGGUGCUCCCGGGGGGGGGGGGGGGCUGUCUCGGGGCUGCCCCGGGCGUGUCGGCCACUGUAUCCUCCGCGCCGUCUUCGACCUCUUCGACGGUGGCAGAGGUGGGCGUGGGUGCUGGUGGCAAGAGGCCUGGUUCGGUAUCGAGUACGGACCAGAAACGUGAGCUGAAGGAGAAGCAGCGCAACGCUGAGGCCUUGGCCGAGCUGAGCGAGAGCCUGCGCAACCGUGCGGAGGAGUGGGCCAGCAAGCCCAAGAUGAUCCGUGACACACUGCUCACGCUGGCUGGCUGCACGCCCUACGAGGUGCGCUUCAAGAAGGACCACUCGUUGCUGGGUCGUGUCUUUGCCUUCGACGCUGUCUCCAAGCCCGGCAUGGACUACGAGCUAAAGCUGUUCAUUGAGUAUCCCACGGGCUCCGGCAACGUGUACUCCAGCGCGUCCGGGGUGGCCAAACAGAUGUACCAGGAUUGCAUGAAACACUUUGGCCGUGGUCUGUCCUCUGGCUUCAAAUACCUGGAGUACAAGAAGAAGCUUGGUUCAGGCGACUGGCGCCUACUUGGGGACCUGCUGCCUGAGGCUGUGCGCUUCUUCAAGGAGGGCGUGCCCGGCGCGGACGUGCUGCCCCAGCCCUAUCUAGAGGCCAGCUGUCCCGUGUUACCCACUGCGCUGGUGAGUCUCAGCCCCCCCCCCCCCCCCCCCAGUGCACCUCCAGGAACUGGAGCCUUGCCACCAGCGGCGCUCACGGGUCGGGGUGCAGCCUUCAGCUUGCGCAAAAGGAAGGCAUCCCCGGAGCCUCCGGACUCAGCUGAAGGUGCACUGAAGCUUGGCGAGGAGCAGCAGAGGCAGCAGUGGAUGACAAACCAGAGCGAGGCGCUGAAGCUCACUAUGUCCGCGGGGGGCUUUGCGGCGCCAGGGCACGCAGCAGGGGGACCACCCCCACCCCCUCCACCUCUGGGACCUCAUUCCAAUCGGACCACCCCGCCAGAGUCAGCCCCCCAGAACGGUCCGUCCCCCAUGGCCGCGCUCAUGUCAGUGGCAGACACUCUGGGCACAGCGCAUUCGCCCAAGGACUGCAGUUCAGUGCACUCUACCACUGCAUCCGCUAGGCGAAAUAGCAGCAGCCCGGUGUCGCCCGCCUCCGUGCCAGGGCAGCGUCGCCUGGCAUCACGCAAUGGGGACCUGAAUUUACAGGUGGCGCCCCCGCCGCCUAGCGCCCACCCAGGCAUGGACCAAGUGCACCCCCAAAACAUUCCGGAUUCCCCUAUGGCCAACAGCGGACCCCUCUGCUGUACCAUUUGCCACGAACGUUUGGAGGACACUCAUUUCGUUCAGUGCCCGUCUGUCCCUAGCCACAAAUUUUGUUUCCCUUGUUCUAGAGAGAGUAUCAAAGCCCAGGGGGCUACAGGUGAGGUGUAUUGCCCCAGCGGAGAGAAAUGCCCCCUAGUCGGGUCUAAUGUACCUUGGGCCUUCAUGCAGGGCGAAAUUGCAACUAUCUUAGCUGGGGAUGUUAAAGUGAAAAAAGAGAGAGACACUUGAACCGCAGGGCAGCGACCCCUUUGGCCCUAGAUCACCUCCUCUUCAAUCUGGAGGGCCCUCCCCCCACCUGCCUCCAUUUCCCUUCCCACCAAGAUGUAGAAUUGUGAAUAUA